AUUCAAGUACUAAGACUAAAACUAGUUCAUGAUGACCAGGGCUGUGUUUAGAGUUUUGGGGCCCUCUGGAUGAGGGGGACGCGGGGCCUAAUUCUACCAUAACUAAAUAAAAUAUAUACUGUAACUGUAUGCUAUAUAAUUUCCCCUUUACAAUCAGUGGAUAUUUAUAGGGGUAUUUCUAUGAUUGCAAAUUGUAUCUUCUGCAUUAUUUGGGCAGUUAUUUAUGUAUUAUAAAUAUGCAACUAUUUCAACUCUGCCCUAAAUAAAAGUGACGUCUGAUGAACUGCGUGCGUGUACACGAGUUACGCACGUUUGUAAAUCUGUGUUCAUGUUUACGUCUGUCGCGGAGCACACAGUUAAAAACAUUCCAGCAGUACGCAGUACAUACGUAACUUGCGUAUGUGUUUUCCAGUGCACACAAGCGCUCUCACUUUCACCUGAGCAGGCUGCAGACCAUACCUCUCGCUCGGGGUUUGCUGUGCUACCCUGCCGUCCUCCUGGAUAUCAUAACAGCCGCUGACAGUCCGCGUGUGGGCCUUCAUCGACACUCGUAGCAGACCUGCUGUGGGUGUGUGUGUGCAUGCAGCAUAAUGGAGCAGGCGAAACCCCGAACGGAGAGCCGCCUCCGCUCCAAACGUCAGCGUCCCGGGUGAGGAGGUUCGGGCAGGAGGGGCGGACGGUCCCUCCUCAGCCGACAGUGAUGGUGGUGUUUUCGGCUGCGAGUGACUCUGAGAAACCGGGAGAUGCGAUGUCGGGCGCGGACACCGGGGAAGAGGUGUAUCGCAAACCAGCCAUACCUGUCCCUAAUCUUCAUCUGGGGAAGCCCCUUCGCACUUUAGACGCACCUGAGGAGUUCCCCGAGGUUAUCCCCCUGAAUGUAGGAGGAACAUAUUUCACCACUCGGCUCUCCACCCUGCGACGUUAUGAGGACACAAUGCUGGCUGCCAUGUUUAGUGGCCGCCACCACAUUCCCAGGGAUGCAGAGGGACGAUAUUUCAUUGACCGAGACGGAGCAUAUUUUGGGGAUAUUCUGAAUUUCUUGCGAGAGGGUGAGCUGCCUCAGAGGGACCAUGUUCGUGCGGUGCACAGGGAAGCUCAGUAUUAUGCUAUUGGGCCUCUUUUGGAAAGCCUUGAAGACACGCAGCCACUUACCGGAGAGAAAGUGCGACAGGCUUUUCUUGAUCUUUUGCCCUAUUAUAAAGAAAAUCUUGAGCGCAUCGUGGAGAUUGCAAAACUUCGUGCCAUGCAGCGGAAGGCUCGUUUUGCAAAACUGAAGAUCUGUGUUUACAAGGAGGAGAUGCCUAUCACCCCUUAUGAAAGACCACUGUUCAAUUCGCUGAGAUUUGAGCGCUCAGAGAGUGAGGCCAAGCUGUUUGAGCACCAUUGUGAGGUUGAUGUGUCCUUCGGGCCCUGGGAGGCAGUGGCAGAUGUUUAUGACCUUCUUCACUGCAUAGUAGGUGACCUGGCAGAGCGGGGCAUCUCUGCUGACCAGCAAUGCAUCGGCGUGUGUGACAAACACCUCAUCAACCACUACUACUGCAAAAGGCCAAUCUAUGAGUUUAAAAUCACCUGGUGGUGAAGGUGAGGUGUUUUAGCUGAUGUCUCUUGCUAAGAACUGAGAUGUGCAAGUCUGAGCAAAUGAUGUUUGCCGCCGUCUACAGUUAUAUGAAACCAGCAGGAUCAUGGAGUCCUACUCGAAAUGAGUGGAAAUAAUGACAAGCUUUUGAAAAAGAUGGCUAUAAUUGUGGCAUUUGCCCUUUUGUUUCUUCAGGAAACUGCGGUUUGCAACUCAAAAUUUAUUUUAUGGGCAGCUCUAUUGAUUCCUUAGUUUUUGUAAGUAAUUGUUUAACUUAGUUAAUUUAGUAUAAACCUGGAAUAAUUUCGUCCAGUUGUAGUUCUAAAGGGAUUUUCUGGGAUCAUCCUCAGAGGAAUUUAACUUAUGUGAAAGUGUUUCCUGUUCUAAAUAUGACAUCACUUAAAUAUGUUUCCGUGUUAGAUGUAAUACAGUUUGAUCGAAGAAUUAAUCAACUGGACCCAUACUCGGAAAAUUAUGUGUCAUUACUUGUGAAGUAUUUCUUAAAAAGAACUUUUUCCCUACAGUAUUUUUAAAUACCCCAUUUGUUUUACAUGACUUAUAUACGUAGGACCUGAUCCAUGUCAAGUUUCCAGUAAUGAACACCCUAGAUCAUGCAUAUACUGACUUCAACAAGAAUACAAAUGUCUGGAAUUUACAGCCACUCAAAUCUUCACAUAAAGCCUUCUAAAAUAUUCAUAUAUCCCAUUAAAGUAUAAAAGUUUUGAUUCAUAUAAAAAAAUAAACGGUUCUCCAAGUU
This is a messenger RNA of Carassius carassius (crucian carp), 2333 nucleotides long. RefSeq names its product BTB/POZ domain-containing protein KCTD7. Gene Ontology annotation, molecular function: protein binding. The transcript has 4 exons. The coding region runs from base 581 to 1579 and encodes 332 amino acids. Lineage: Eukaryota; Metazoa; Chordata; Actinopteri; Cypriniformes; Cyprinidae. Gene Ontology annotation, biological process: protein homooligomerization. The record is from RefSeq and is a predicted model, not a curated record.